This is a messenger RNA of Abrus precatorius (Indian licorice), 1121 nucleotides long. RefSeq lists its product as uncharacterized. NCBI's taxonomy places the organism in Eukaryota, Viridiplantae, Streptophyta, Magnoliopsida, Fabales, Fabaceae. Gene Ontology annotation, cellular component: chloroplast membrane. The transcript has 10 exons. The record is from RefSeq and is a predicted model, not a curated record. Bases 91 to 933 code for a protein of 280 amino acids.
UAUUGAAAUAAAGAUAAAAAGCAAAACCCUAUAAAACUCGAUAACUCAAAAUUUAGACACCGUGAUAGCGUCGUUGCAGUGGCGCGCCCAAUGGCUCUGGCAAUCUCAAACACACUGAACUGCCCUAAACUCACUUUCUCACAAAGGAAUUUCCGUCCCACAGUUUCAACCUCUCUCAGGUUUCCCCGUACAGCUGCAUGGAGUGAUAGAAAAAUUAUCUGUGCUGCUGCAUCUGCUGCCGGAAGCUCUAAUUCUGACGGUGACUUAAAUCCUUACGAGGUCCUAGGUGUAAGCCCUAUUGAGAAAUUUGAUUCGAUCAAGGCAACAUAUACUAAAAAGAGGAAGGAGGCUGAGAUGAAUGGUGAUGAAGCAACUGCUUCCAGACUGGAGAAGGCAUAUGACGAAGUCAUGAUGGCUCAAUUGACUAAUCGGAAAAAGGGUGUGACUUUUGGAUCAUUUAAGGUUUCAAAGGAAAUCAAGUAUGCUGACAAGCAGCCAAUUAUACCUUGGGGGCCAAGGUUUACUAAAUCAAGUAAAAAUGAUAUACGCAUCAACUUGGCAAUAUCAGCUGUUUUUACAGCAUGGAUCAUUGUCAAGCGCAGUGCUGAAUAUAAACCUUUGCAGUUUUUAGCCUUCGCCUUUGUUUAUAGGCUUUUUGAGAAGUUAAAAUCAUUUGAAUCUCCUGCAACCCCCAUGUAUAAUGAAGAGGGUGAAGAUACAGGAGAAGGACUGCGCAUGGGAAAACGACUGAUUCGAUCACUGGCCUUGGUUUUUGGAUGUGUUGCUUUUUCAUCUUUGGCAUACACUUUCAUUUUGAACAUAAUUGAGUUUGCAGGUGGCUUUAUCCCUGCUCUUUUGUACAACAGUCAGGAGUUGAUAAUCACCACUUUAUCGGCAGUCAUGCUUUAUAUUAUGGCAUCUUAUUAUAGAUAGUGGAGCGUGUCUUGAAGACGAAGAAACCAAGCAUCUAGUGACUAGUCCUCAUCGGAAUACUGCGUUCUUUUUCUUUCCUUUUCUUUCUUUCUAGUUUUUCCUCGUUUUUGUUUCUAUUGUGAACUCAAAACUGUUUCACUCACAAUUUUGACUAUUGACAUCAUAGUGGUACAGUACUGCAUUCUUGC